UUUUAAUCGAGCACACCGAAAUUUUCACGGUGCGAUGGUAGUUUGUGACGCCUGCGAUGGCAACAAGAGCAGACAGGUCCCAGGAUCCACAAUGGCCAGACUGGAUGAGGCCAGGUGUACGUGUUAUCCGAGGUCCUGACUUUAGGUCCACAGUCAAAGAUCCGAAGGCUACAAACCUAGGGACGCUCAGUUAUGUGCCAAAGCAAGCGGGAAAUAGUAGGGUGCACGUUGUGUGGGAUACAGGCCAAGAGAGGAACUAUAGCUCUGGAUUUUGUGGACAGUAUGAUCUAAGAGCUUAUGAUGUUCAACAAGUUGGCAUUUCCCAUACGGGAUUUAAAUGUUCUGUUUGUUCAAUUGACCCAAUCCAUGGAAUCAGGUUUCAAUGUGCUCAGUGUGCUAUAGAUCUGUGCACAGACUGUUACCAUGGUGAUAAACACGAUAUGGAUCACCAAUUUAACAGAAUUGAUUCCCCAAAUAGUGAGCUAGUGCCGCUUCCAACCAGAAAGAGUUCCCAGUUUGUGAAGCUGUUUGGUGUGUAUGAGAAGACAGAUGUUAUACGAGGACCUCACUGGAACUACACCGGUUCCGAUGGUGAGACCGGGCGUGGCGUGGUGAAGGCAUUUGUCGAUGAGAAAGACGGAAAGUUUAAUGCAUGGGUGCGCGUAAAGUGGGAGGUUGGGAAGGAGGUCCGGGAGUAUCGUCUAGGGGCAGAGGGCUUUGUAGACAUCGUCGCAUCAAAAGUGACCCCGGGCGGCAAGGUGUAUGCAGACCAUUUGCCUCUUUUGGGUAUAGUAAUGUUAAAGGUGGGAGACAAAGUGACGGUGAACAUGAGCCUUGAAGACUUCAAAAAAGCACAAGAGAAGGCGAAAGUCCCAGGGGGCUGGAAACCAGAAAUGAAACAGUGCGUAGCAGAGACAGGCACCCUCGUAGAGAAGGUCUUCAAUGGCAACUUCUUUCGAGUACAAUACCUCGAUACAAAGGAACACGUCGUCUCCAAAACUGCUCUCUUUAGGCACAGUGGUUUCUGUGAGAAGGAUGCUGUGGAGAUUAUACCGGACAGGCAACGGCUGAAGGCGCUACAGAUUGGCCACGGAGGAACGAGCCCAGACAUGGAAAAGGCAUGUGGUAAGGUAGGUCGCCUGUUGAAGAUCCAGGCAGACGGUGAUAUGGUCGUCCUGGUGAAUGGGAAGAAACUCACGCUCAGUCCAACAUGUUGUGCUCCAAUCUGGGACCAGGAUGUAGCGAAGAGUGCUCCACCAGUACCAAUGUCUGACUCAGAGGAUGAGGCUGGUGAUGAAGGUGAUGGGGCAACAUUCGUGCCAGAAGGAGACUGUGUCCCUGGUAGGAAGCUGGUCAGCAACACGGAGCAGGUCAAAGCAAAGCCCGCUCUCAAAGACUUUUCGGAGGAAUUUGGUUCCCACGUGAACAACAUCAAGCGAAAUCAGGAUGUAACCAACGAUGGCAACAACAUGUUUGAGGCCUUUGCCAAAGCUGACUUAGACAAAGUAAAGGCCAUGAUUAAGUCUAAUAAGAAACUGGUUGACUUCCGUAUGGAGGGUCGGACGAUCCUGCACCUCGCCUGCCACGAGGGCUAUAUUGGGCUCGUACGAGAGUUGAUAGAUGCGGGAGCCAAUAUGGGCCUGCAGGAUGAUGAAGGGGACACACCACUUCACUAUGCUGCCUUUGGAAAGCAGCCAGACUGUGUCCAGGAGCUCUUACAGAAUGCUGCCAACCCUAACGUGAGGAAUAAGAAUGGCCUGACCCCCCUUCUGAUUGCAAUAGACCAUCCUGACAUUGACUCCAUCCAGUGCCUUAUUCUCAACAAUGCCGAUGUCUCAUUGAGGACUGAUGAUGGUGAGACAGCCAUGCACACUGCCAUAGAACAGAAGGAGGGGCAGCCCCUGAUCCUACAGGCUGUCCUCUCAGCAACAACUGCUGACCACACAAUGUGUAAUGCGGACAACUUUAAUGUUCUUCAGUGGGCCGUGUUCAAGAAUGUUCCUGCUGCGGUAAAGAUUGUCCUGGACCGAAGCCCGAGUCUUGUUGAAAUGUCCAUGGGAGAUGACAAGUACACCUGCCUGCAUAUCGCAGCUGUCAACGACUUUGUUGAGAUUGCUGGACUAAUGCUCGAAAUGGGUGGAGCAAAGCCUGACCCCAAAGACAAAGAAAUGAGAACACCCCUUCAUCUGGCUGUGGUCAGACAACAUAAGAGAACUAUUGAACUCCUGCUCAAUAAGAAGGCUGAUGUGAAUGCCCAGGAUAAGGAUGGUAACACCCCACUCCAUCUCUCCCAGAACGUGAAACUCCUACAGUCAUUUAGGAAGACAGUGAGUAACGUGAAGAAUGACAUAAACAUCCAGAUUGUAUACACCCUUCUGGAGAAGGGAGCUGAUCUGUAUAUUAAGAACAACGACAAUUUUACCCCUGUUGACCUUAUUAUUGACCCGACCAUGAAGAAGAUGAUAGAAAAAUUACAAGAUACCUACAAGAAGGAUCCAGUGAUGUCCCAAGCAGGGGUCAAACUCCCGAUCCACUGGACAUCUAUGAAGGUCACGGAGGUUGUGUGCAUCAAAUUGGACCUGAACGACACCAUGCAGCGACAGGAGUAUCAGGAAGUGGAUAAACACUUCCACGACUCGAUGCCCAAUGCAACCAUCGCCAGCGUACAUAGAGUCCAGAAUGCUCAGCUGUGGGAGCACUUUAACCUUAAGAAGCGUGAAAUGGAGAGAAAGUACGGUCAGGGUGGUGCGAACGAGCUUCACCUCUACCAUGGCACAAGACCUGACAUCGUCGAGAACAUUGUACACGACAACUUCGACUUUCGCAUUGCAGGCAGCAGGGUGGGCGCCCUGUACGGGGACGGGUCAUAUUUCGCUACAACGGCCAAAUACUCCGACCUAUACGCAUCUCAAGACUCUGACACCGGGUUUAAGACAAUGUUUGUGGCCAAAGUUUUGGGGGGGAAGAAUUGUCUUGGUGCACCAGGAAUGAAGCGACCACCACAGAUUGAUCCUAAGGACUUUAAGAAAGGCUACUAUGAUUCAGUAGUGAAUAAUAUACUUUCACCUACGAUUUACUGCGUUUUUGAUAUGAACCAAUACUAUCCAGAAUACUACAUAGAGUACCAUUGUUAAGGAACAUUUUGAAAGAAAAUAUUGGUUUUUCAUUUAUUGAUAAGACAAUGGUAGGAUUUGAUAUAUUUUGCAAACGCAAUAUAUGAAUUCCAUUAUUUGAUUUGGAUAAAUAUUCUAUAUUCAUUUUAAGUCAGUAUUUUUAGUCAUUUAUAUAUGUAACAUGUCGUUAUUCAAUGAUGCUGAAUCAUAGGUCUACCCUCAUCAAGUGAGGAAAAGUGUCCAACAUCAUACUACUGGUGGUUGUUUCGAUUUUAUGAUUUACUUUCUUCACAGCUGUUUAGUUUUGGCCGGUCUUGCAUGGUUUGAAAAAAAUUAUGUGAUAACUUAGUUUUGGGGAAUCAUAGGUAAUAAUUAUAAUAUUAUCCUGAUCAAUUUAUUGUGAAAGAAUAAAUGCUCAUAAAUUGUAAAGUGAUAUCAUCUUGCAAAAUGUGAAAAAAACUACUGCUCACAAAAUGUGAAAUAAUAGACACUGAAAAAAGUGACACAAUAAAUGUUAGCAAAAUGUGAAAAUAAUAAACACUUAUAAAGUGUGAAAUGAUAAAUGCUUAUGAAUUAUGAAAUAGUGAACGCUCAAAUUAAUAUGAUUAAAAGGUUUGGAAAAAACCUUGGUUUAUUUGUUUGUUUCAUUCAACUAAAGUGAAUUUUAACCAUUCAUACAUGUAUACAUAGGUAUCUUGUCUUUUGUUUUUGAAAUGUUUUAAUGGAGUUAAUCGUAUAUAUUUAUAUACAUAUGUAUUUGCUUAAGUGUUACCUUCAAUGCUCUAGGAAUGGAUGGUCCUUGGUUACUAGUAUUUAAAUAUAUAACAAAUCAAUUUCUGUCAUGACUAUCUCGGUAUGAUAUGAAUUUGUAUUACCUGAAACAUUCCUAUCAAUUGAUAUCAGCCAUCAAUAGCUGAGGUGAUAGAAAUGUGCUGAUUAAAGCCUGUGUGUGUGUGUGUGUGUGUGUGUGUGUGUGUGUGUGUUCACGCGCGUAUGUGCAUUCUUUAAGAUAUUGCUUUAUUUCUCCUGGAACGUGAUAUGUAUCCGCAAUUUAAUCUUGAAGAAGCCCAUAAAAAUUCGAGUACAUUUACGGUGUUAUUUCUAAAAUAAAAAAAAGUAUUCUC
Messenger RNA from Mya arenaria, 4237 nucleotides. Its product is annotated as E3 ubiquitin-protein ligase MIB2-like. Gene Ontology annotation, molecular function: protein binding; zinc ion binding; ubiquitin-protein transferase activity. NCBI's taxonomy places the organism in Eukaryota, Metazoa, Mollusca, Bivalvia, Myida, Myidae. The transcript is spliced from 20 exons. Gene Ontology annotation, cellular component: cytoplasm. The record is from RefSeq and is a predicted model, not a curated record. Bases 57 to 3134 code for a protein of 1025 amino acids. Gene Ontology annotation, biological process: protein ubiquitination.